Messenger RNA from Acaulospora morrowiae, 201 nucleotides. NCBI's taxonomy places the organism in Eukaryota, Fungi, Glomeromycota, Glomeromycetes, Diversisporales, Acaulosporaceae. The record is from the annotation of a GenBank genome assembly.
CAACAAAACUCACGAACAAAAAUCCAAAAAACAAUGAUCUGGGAGACGAAUUGCAAAAUCCAUCUCUACCGAACAAUUUCAAUUUUUCUCAAACAGCAUUUUCCCCUCAACAAUGCCUUUCUUUUGCAAUAAAAUGUAGAGAUGUCCAAUGUGCUUUCGAAGACUUUGAUGUAACUUGUGAUCAAAAUCUUGGCCCCAUUU